AGACAUGGCGUCUCUUCUGCAGCCCGACAGAGUGGUUUAUUUGGUCCGCGGAGAGAAAAAGAUCCGCGCUCCGCUCUCUCAGCUCUAUUUCUGCCGAUACUGCAGUGAAUUACGCUCGCUGGAAUGUGUGUCACAUGAGGUUGACUCCCACUACUGUCCCAGCUGUCUGGAGAACAUGCCUUCAGCUGAGGCCAAACUCAAAAAGAACAGAUGCGCCAACUGCUUUGACUGCCCAUGCUGCAUGCAUACCCUGUCCACACGUGCCACCAACAUACCUGCUCCACUGCCUGACGAUCCCACAAAAACCACCAUGAAGAAAGCGUAUUACCUGGCCUGUGGCUUCUGCCGCUGGACCUCUCGCGAUGUAGGCAUGGCCGACAAGUCUGUGGCCAGCGGAGGGUGGCUGGAACCGGAGAAUCCUCACGCUCAAAGAAUCAAUAAGCUGAUUGAGUAUUAUCAACAACUGGCUCAGAGAGAAAAGCUGGAGAGAGACCGGAAGAAACUGGCUCGACGACGUCCCUUCAUGCCUCAGGCUUUCUCGCAACACACUAUACAUGUGGUGGACAAGUAUGGGCUGGGCACCCGACUGCAGAGACAAAGACCUGGAGCUCCUAUCAGCGCUCUCUAUGGUCUCUCUCUUAAAGAGGGAGAGGAACAGAAGGAGAUCAGUAUUGAACCAGCUCAGGCUCUGGAUGAGGUGGAGCCGCUGCCUGAGGACUUUUACACACGGCCGAUCAAUCUGCCUGAAGUCACCACACUUCGCCAGAGGUUGCUGCAGCCCGACUUCCAGCCUGCAGGAGCCUCGCAGCUCCACCCCAAACACAAGCACCUGCUGAUGAAACGCUCACUGCGUUGCAGGAAAUGUGAGCACAAUCUGAGCAAACCAGAGUUCAAUCCAACGUCCAUCAAGUUCAAAAUCCAGCUGGUGGCCGUGAGCUACAUCCCUGAAGUUAGAAUCAUGUCCAUUCCAAACCUGCGUCACAUGAAGGAGUCUCAGGUGCUGCUGACUCUUACAAACCCGGUGGAGAGCAUCACCCAUGUCAGCCUGUUCACCUGUGAGGAGGGAGAUUCUGAUGACAUCAACAGCACAGCUAAGGUGCUAGUGCCGGCAAAGGAGCUGGUCCUGGCAGGAAAGGAUGCUGCAGCCGAGUAUGACGAGCUGGCCGAGCCCCAGGACUUUCAGGAUGACCCAGAUGUGGUGGCGUUCAGGAAGUCCAAUAAGAUUGGCUUCUUCAUCAAAGUGAUUCCUCAGCAUGAAGAGGGCAACGUCACCGUGGCCUUCAAGAUCAGGCAUGACUUCCGCAACCUGGCCGCUCCCAUCAGACCCAGCGACGAGGGAGACCCCCCCACCGAGCUCAUCUGGCUCACACAGCACGUGGAGCUGAGUCUGGGUCCGCUUGCCGCCUAGGCACAAAUAUUCAGUCUCACCUUCAUCCUACAGAUGAGCCAGCGGUCAGCGAGCUCUUGUGGAGCUGAGCUUAAGGCCACUGGUAGCCUAGAUGUACACUUCAGAGACUUGAUAGCCUACACAGAGCGCACUAGUGAAGUCACUACUAUGAACAUGAUAUGUACACGGCUGUACAGGUAACAUGGACGUUCUCGGCAUCUGUCGGAAAAUGCAUUGAUGUCACUAGUGAGGUUUUGAUGGUGUUUAGAAGAAAACCAGUUCAUUAGAAACAACACUCAUGCUUUUGUAUUUAUUUGCUAAGUAAUUAGUGCAGAAUGUGGAUUGAAACACAGCCAUAGGUGCUUGUAAGCUUACAGCUUUAUUCUGGAGUAAACCAGGAAACAACAUGCAGGUGUAGUCAGUAAAGGAUGCGUAAUUAUAACUAAAAAUAAAAUACCACAUAUAUUAAGAUGCUACAGGCCAGGCAGCUUGGUGGCACGGUUGAUUGUGUGUACCGCACAGCCUCAUGCGAUGUAAAAUUCUAGGGUCUAUCCUCAAUUCCUCUCAUUCUAUCUGCAGGGAGUUUGUUUUCCCUCUGCCCACAUACACGGUGGCUCACAGCAAGAAGGUCCUGGGUUCGAUCCCCAGGUGGAGCGGUCCGGGUCCUUUCUGUGUGAAGUUUGCAUGUUCUCCCCGUGUCUGUGUGGGUUUCCUCCGGGAGCUCUGGAUUCCUCCCAGUCCAAGACGUGCAAGUGAGAUGAAUUGGAGAUACAAAAUUGUCCAUGACCGUGUUUGACAUUAAAACUUGUCAUGAAUGUAACCAAACGGUGUAAAACAUGACGUUAAAAUCCUAAUAAAUAAAUAAAUCCUCUGCCCACUUGGGUUUCCUCUUGGUAUACCUCCCCAAACAUACAGAAGGUGGAUUGACUGCUUAAAAUGACCAAUGUGUGGACGAACAGUCGAUUUCUAUCUAUAAAUAUAAGCAAGGGGGGUUUAAUUUGCUUACCUAAAUAAAUGAUUUAUUCAUUCAUGAUUACAGGCCAGUGUUAGCUCAGCAGUUAUGGCACAGGACUAUUGACCAAAAGGUUGCUGGUUCAGGCCCUCCCACCACAAUGUUGCCACUUUCGGGGCUCUGACCAUCAAUUCGUUAAAUCGUAUGCAGUCUGGGUGAUCGGGCAGGUGGAGCAGCUAUCUGACACGCUAGCACAUUAUCUUGUUUGAGAAAGAAAGGUUGGUUUCGGUCUCUUACCGCUGCCAUAUGCGAGCUCUGGGACUGGUCACAUGAAGCUUAGCUUGGCUUUCCGUACACGAUUUGGCUACUUGAUUAGAUCGGUUGUACAAGUGGCAGCAGGUUCACAGCGGGGAAUUGGAUAUGACUAUGAAAAUAGUUUCCGCACUUCUUUAAACUACUGUAUUAAGAAUUUCAAAAACAAAUGACAUCACUUUUCUACAGUCACCUUCCGAUGCAUUUUUUCCAGCAUCGUACCAAAUUUUUAAUGCCAUCACCACAUGAAAAUCUUCUUCCUCUUAAAGCUUCUUUGAACGUCCAAAAAAAUGGAAAUCAGAUGGAGCUAAAUCCGGACAAUAAGCGCCUCUCACUCUCUCAGACACGACCGAUUACUCCUCCUCCCACCCUCACCGCUUCCAACCACAAUAUAAAAGUGCGGAAACUUUUUGAAGAUCCUUCGUAUAAUGGAUAAAAGCUCUGCAUAAGAUCAUUUAAAGCAUCGUUUUUAUUGGAAUCGGCAGCAUUGCAUUUUUGGACAGAUGCCUGAAACGAUCUGUGAAUGCAGCCCUAGUUGCAUUCAUUCAGAGGGAAAUGAUGGCUGCAAUAGUUACAGUAACGCUACAACAGAUCGCGGUCACUGUGUAGAAAUAUUUGUAAAUAAACAUUGCACUUCUAUAACCGUGUUUCUGUAGCGCACACUCGACUUAAUCGGAGGCUCCAAAAUCAACCUGUCGAUCACUAACGCUCAAACACUUGACAUUCUCACUGAUCUUAAAGAGCUUUCCUAUAGGUAUACUGUUCACCUCCUCUCGCAUGCCCUCAUUAACCGUUUCUCAGAACAAUAACUGGGAGCCAGUGCACACAGAGACCCGUUUGUGUAUUGAUCUGCCGCUCUGACUCAUGUACUGUAUGAUUUGUGGCUUUUUCAUAGAGCGCUGCAGAAUGCUGAUGUAUUACGAGAGUUUUUGAUGGUAUAAUUGAUGUAACGUAUUCAUUCUGUGUUAAAGUAGAGAAUAAGCAUCACCGCACACUUUCAGUGUAUUUGCUACAAUAUGACGGCUGCAGAUAUGUAGGAGUCUCAAAUGUGCAGAGAACCCGUACAAUGCAUUACAUUAAUAAAAGUCUGAAACUAAAAACAA
This is a messenger RNA of Trichomycterus rosablanca, 3754 nucleotides long. RefSeq names its product dynactin 4 (gene dctn4). The coding region runs from base 5 to 1408 and encodes 467 amino acids. The transcript is spliced from 14 exons. The record is from RefSeq and is a predicted model, not a curated record. Gene Ontology annotation, cellular component: dynactin complex. Lineage: Eukaryota; Metazoa; Chordata; Actinopteri; Siluriformes; Trichomycteridae.